This is a messenger RNA of Belonocnema kinseyi, 5739 nucleotides long. RefSeq lists its product as uncharacterized. The record is from RefSeq and is a predicted model, not a curated record. The transcript has 10 exons. Gene Ontology annotation, biological process: carbohydrate metabolic process. Lineage: Eukaryota; Metazoa; Arthropoda; Insecta; Hymenoptera; Cynipidae. Gene Ontology annotation, cellular component: extracellular region. Gene Ontology annotation, molecular function: chitin binding; protein binding; hydrolase activity, acting on carbon-nitrogen (but not peptide) bonds. The coding region runs from base 88 to 1623 and encodes 511 amino acids.
UUGAAAGUGCGAGCCUUUGCGCGCGGCUAAUUUUACUAUUUACAUACAUAGGUGCGAAGGUGCUUUGUACCAACUCAAAAAGUAAAAAUGUUGUAUUCGGUGCCAUUUUCAUUCACCUUUUUUAUCAUUUCCGUGCCAGUCGUUCUACCAACUGCACCAUGCAUUAAUGACAACAAGUUCUACAGAAAUCCGAAGACACCAACACACAAUGUAUGGGCACCAUCUGAAUGCGGAAAAUAUUACCUUUGCCUGGAUAACGAUGUCUUUGAGUUCAAAUGCUCGGAAGGUUUACUCUUCGACGUCUCCAGGCAGAUAUGCGAUUUUAAAGCAAAUGUCGACAACUGUGACAUAGCGAUAGAGGAAAAUCCUCCUAAGCCCCUUCUCCAAAAUGGAGUCUGCCGAGAAAAAGAAUUAGCCUGUGGCGAUGGAACUUGCCUUCCAGCUCAUUAUUUCUGUGAUGGAAGUGUUGACUGUCAAGACAGUUCAGAUGAAGGAUGGUGUGAAGCAAGAAAUGAUCAAAAUGCUGCCACAAGCUGCAACCCACGCAAAUGUUUGUUACCAAAUUGUUGGUGUUCCAAAGAUGGAACCACAAUACCGGGUAAUUUAUCUGCAAAUCUGGUUCCUCAAAUGAUAAUAAUUACAUUUGAUGAUGCCGUCAACUCGGAAAACUUCGACCUUUAUACGAAGAUUUUCACUGAAGAACGACAAAAUCCAAACGGUUGCCCUGCGAGAGCUACUUUUUUUGUGAGCCAUCAAUACACAAAUUAUCGGGACGUUCAAUAUCUGUGGAACGCUGGACAUGAAAUUGCUACACAUUCUGUAACGCAUAGAGGACCUGAAGAGUGGUGGUCCAAAAAUGCGACUUUAGAAGACUGGUUUGAUGAAAUGGUUGGAGUUGCAAACAUUAUUAACAAAUAUGCUGCAGUUCGUAUGAAUGAUAUUAAAGGAACUAGAGCACCUUUUCUAAGAACAGGAUGGAACAGACAAUUCUUAAUGAUGUCCGAAUUCGGAUUUGAGUAUGACUCCUCAAUAAUAGCGCCCUAUUCUGAUCCACCAAUCUGGCCAUAUACAUUAGAUUAUAGGAUGCCUCAUUCUUGUGAUGGUCCAAGUCAAGUUUGUCCCACAAGAUCCUAUCCAGGAAUUUGGGAAAUUCCUCUCAAUCAACUUCUUCUUGGGGAUUACACUUGCCCAACUGUGGAAACUUGUCAAGCGAAUUUAUCCGGCGAAGAAGUGUACAAAAUGUUGACAGAUAAUUUUAAAAGACACUAUUUAAGAAAUCGAGCACCACUUGGACUACAUUUGCAUUCAGCUUGGCUCCAAAAUAAUGCCUAUAAUUAUGCAUUUACCAAAUUUAUGGACGAGGUUCUUCGAUUAUCAGAUGUCUAUUUUGUGACGAGCCAUCAAGCCCUGGAAUGGAUGCGAAACCCAAUUCCAGUAAACGAAUUGAAUAAAUUUCAGCCUUGGCGAUGCAACAAGCAGUUCGAGCCAUAUGAAAUCGCUUGCGAUUUACCGAGCGCUUGUAAUUUACCUAGCCGUGUUUUGAAAUCAUACAGGUAUCUUCAUACAUGCUUCGAUUGUCCAACGGAAUAUCCGUGGUUAAGAAACGAGUUUGGACUAAAAUAGUAAUAAAAUGACAGAAUUUAGUAUACGAGGUGUGGCUAUUUACACUGCUACAUGUACGUCUUCCCUUUUCCAAAGCAGUGCUAGAGGUUCUCGAAUAAAAUGCUUUCGCACCCUACACGGAUUUCAAACGGAUCCUUUUAAUCAAACUUUUAACUUUUGUGAAUUAGCAGAUGUCACAGGGCACUAGAUCUCGUAAAUGGAGUACCUGUUCCAAAAUUGUGAUGAUUUUACUAACCAAAAAAUGCUUGACGAAUAAUAGGCAGAGUGGGCAGGUGGUCUUUUCGGAGAAUCCAGUCCUUAUUUCUGAACAAAAUUCGGUCGUUUUCGUCUCACUUUAUUGCAAAUCUUUGUCAGCACUUCCAAGUAAUAUGGCUGAUUCGCUGUUCAACCUAUAGGUACCCACUCAGUCAUCAUGAUGCCUCGGAUAUCAUAAAAAACGAGAAGCAUGUCCUUGAAUUUUGAUUACCUCAUAUGCGCUUUUUUUAUCAUCGGUGAUUCUAGUCUUCCAAUUCAUCGAUUGUCCUUGGUUUCGGAUUAUAUUGAAAUAGCCCAUUUUUAUCACAUGCAACAACCUUUUUAUUUCAAUCUAAUUGCUCUUCUUUUCUCUUCAGGGUAUUGAAACAAAAGUUCUUCCGCACUUCGUCUUGUUCUGUCGUGAUAACUUUAAGCAUCAUUUUCGCGCACAACUUUGUCAUGUUCAAAUCAUUAUGUAAAAUUAGUUUCAUUGGUUUUUUUAUCUAUCUUUACCGUAUUUGAUAUCAUUGUAAUGCUUACACAAUGGUCGUUUCGAAAGAUUUAAUUUAUUUUUUCGACGUUUUUACCUGUUUUUGAAUAUACUGGACGCUGAACGCUUCAAUUAUCCUCAACCUCUUGAACGGGGUCUUCUAGUUCCGAGCCUGUUUUAGGAAAUUUACUGCAAAGAAACUACACAUGAUAACUGGAAACGGGUUUUUUCUAUUUAUUGGUACAUUCUUUGGUACCAAAAAAAUGACGUUUAAAGAAAAUUAUUCCCAAACCCACAACCUUAACGGCGCCUCUGAAGAAAUUUCAAUGUCGAAUGGGUGGUAAGACUUCGGCUAUUUAGAUUGCCGCAAACAAAAAAAGUGAAAUAUGCCUUUGACUAUGAUUCAUUGGGUAGGUCAGGCUAUAAAAUAAAAUAAAAAUAUAUUUUCAAAAAAGAUUGUGUCCUGACCCAGCGACAUGUCUGCUGAACAAUUUCCCGGUAAGGAGACUUGCAUUAAAAAGUAUUGAAAAAUUGCAUACAUCCAGUGGUAACGUGAGAAAUAUUGAAUACUUCUGAAUCCCGUUUUUGUCCUCCCUCCUUUUCUGAAUACUUUUACAUACCACGAAGCAACCAAGAAAUGGACAUUUUGUAUCCCUCUUAAUUUAGCAUAUCUCGCUACAGUUGUUUACUGUUUUUCGAAUUAUAAUGAGGUCAAAAGCUUUUUCAAACAUAGCACCGGUCAUUUUACGACGUCAGGAUUAAUUUCCACAAAGAUGGCUCUAGUGAAAAAUAAUUUUUGAAAUUUUUUAUCAUGAAUUUAUAUUUUUUUAAUUUAUAAUAUUUGGACAAUGCGAAUAUUUUACGAUAGGGAGAUGUAUUCCUGUAUACAAUCAUACUAGAUUUUGCAAAUUUCAUGCUUUUGGAGCACGUUCUAAUGCUUCAAACGAAAAUUGUGUUUUUAAUCACUUUUAAUGCAAGGCUUCCUUCCGGGUUUAAAAUAAAAAAAGUUCCAAAUAUUUCAAAUCAAUCAGUGCCGAUAUCGGAAUGUAUAAAUUAGGUGCAUGGGACCCGCACUUUUCAGCGUAUGCAAAGUCUAAAAUUAUGUCCCUAUCGAGAUCUGAAAUCAUGACAUCAGAAGGGGGAUUUAAACAAAGAUGGCCGGCGACAACGGGGUCACUUUGCAACUGAUACAUUAUGUUCUUAGUGAAUUUUAAUCGUUUUUCGUGCUUAGCAUGACAAAGAUGUCGCUCAGCAUUGCUGAAAUUGGUAAAUUUACGUUAUCCACUCCUUCGUGUAGAAAUUUUGUGGAAGAAGACAAGGUGUUGCCGGAAAUUAUUCACUUUAAUAAUAAUAUUAAUAUUUUCUUGGCAGCUUCUGAAAGAACUUCAGCCAGGCAAAACCCAAGUUUUAAAAAUAUUUUCGAUAUGAAUAAAAAUUAAAAACGAUUUCGCUUGAUGUAUAUUAGGGAACUUGUAAUUAGUUCCUAUCAAAAUUUUGUGGUUAUAAAAUAAAAUUAUGGACAAUCAAGAUGACUCACAUGGUAUAUCUAAAUUAUUUAUAAAUUCAAAAUAUUAAAAAAUAUAUUUUGCUCUAGAAAUCAAUGUGAACUUAUCAGUUCGAAAUGAGUAAUCCUCACUUUUAAAAUGCAGAGAAUAAACAGAUAUGUUUGAGGUUAUCUUCUUCUCCAGUUUUAGAACAUUUUCGCCUUGCUUUCUCCGAUCGAUUAUUUCUUUAGACCCACUUUUAUUAACCACUUUAAGAAAACCUUUUUAGGCAAGGGAAAUAGAUGAAACAUAACAUCUAGGUUUUUGCUAGCGUUGCUUGAACAUCCGAAAACAGAGAAAAAUCUGUUAUUUUUGCUUUUCCUCUGACUGAAUUUCAUACCUAGAUCGUCUAUUUCUGUAUUAUCGGACAUUUUUUUUAAUUUGAUGAUAGAAAUCGUAGCAUUAAAAAAAUAGAUUUAUAUUCUAAUCUAAAUAUCACCAAAAUAGCACACAGCCUUUUAAAAAUGACCCCGUUAUUCUAGUUCCAAAUUUAGCCACCAGGUGUCGCAUCGCUAUAUUUUAGAUCCCAAUAGUUCGCAUGUGUUGCUGUAGUUUUAAAAAUUGAGAUGACAGUUUAUUGAGAUUUUGAGGUUAAAAGCAGUCUCUGGCAAGACCGAUCUGCUCGCAGAUAAAAAACUAAAGUGAUAUCAUUAAAAAGUUGUAUGAUUGCAUUCUUCUUUCCCAAUUUAACGUGAAGAAAUGGCAUUGUUACAAAAAUCUAUAGAAAAUAAUGUUUUUCUGUGACAAAUUAGAAAAAUUUAAUACUAAAAAAAUUUUACGAAAAUUCGAAGUUUUUUCUCAGUGUAUUUGCUAAAUCUUUGUUUUUAAUUCUGCGAGCAUAUCGCUCUUGCCAGAGACUGCUCCUAACCUCAAAAUCUCAAUAAACUGCCACCGCAUUUUACAUCAGCAAUGGAAUUUGAUAACGUAAAUUGACACGAAUGUCAUGCUUUACAGGAAUAUUAAUUAAUGUUAAUGUUCAUACUUAUAUGAAAUAAUCAGUUUUAACUAAGCAAACUAACUUAAAACUAAAAAUACUGUAUUUUUCCACUAACCUAACUCAGAAGCAGAAAAGUACCAUUGAACUGCGUGCACUUCACUUUCAUCAAAAAUCCAGCUCCAUAAAAUUUAUAAGUUUCCGAAUUUUUAUGUUUUUACAUGUUUUGCGAUGUAAAAAAUGUGUGGUUGAAUAAGAUAUGACACUAUAUCCACUAUAGUGACCGAGGGCACUGAACUCUCAUUGUAAGACCAUACGUAUCGUAGUUUUUGAUUUUUUUUAUAUAUCGGGUCUUGACCUCACCCGAAAGUAUUGCCAAAAAUAUUCAAUUUGAAAUUCGAAAAAACAAAAACAAAUUUUAAAAACUCCAGCAACACAUGCAAACUAUAAGAGCAUGCAAGAAAUGUUAUUCCCUCAGUGGACCGGCAAUUUAAAAUUUGUAUGGCUUAAUGAGAAUGAUUUAUGGCGCGCGUAAUCGAUCGCAUGAUUUAGUGAAUCAUUCGGCGUAUCAAUAUUAAUAACCGCCCAUCCCUAAACGAUUUAGUUCUGAAUUAUGAAAAUAAAAUGGACAGUCUCAACCUGGAAUGACGUUAAAGGUAUCCUACUUAGGCUAGCGCGUUCAAAAAAGUCUUAGGCGAAUCAAAGUGAGUCGUCCAUUAAAAAUAUCCCACCAAUUUUCGAAAAGGCGAAUAAAAACUAUCACUACACACCUAGUCUGAGAACUUAACAGCCACGCCUCGUAUAGAGACUUAUAAUUUUACUUAAAGCCCAGAUGACUAGAGUUGGUUGAAAGAUCCUUAUUUUUCAAAAUCCAACCAGCUCUUUUAUAUUUAAGACUGUACCACGAAAAGUAC